AUCAAUGGUGACAUCAGAUAAAGGAGAAACCAGCUCUAACUCUGAAUCUGAGCCAAAAACAAGUUCUGUUGCUGAAAGCGAGUUAAGCUCUGAGUCUUCAUUCACAGAAUCGGCAGCAACAUCCAAACCACUAACAAGUACCCCUGGCACAUCAUCAUCUACUAGUUCUUUGCCAUCAACGGUAACUUUUGAAACAGGAGAAACCAGCUCUAGAAUAGUGUCUGGGCCGAUAGCAAAUUCCACCAUGGAUGAGUCAACUGCUGUCUCUUCAUCCACAGACCCUUCACCUACUGUGACGUCCAUACCACUAACAAGCACCCCUAUCUCUUUAUCAUCCACUAGUUCAUUGCUUUCAAUGUUGACAUCUGAAAAAACAGAAACCAGUUCUAACUCUGUUUCGGAGCCAACAACUAGUUCUGAUGCUGAAAGUGAGUUUACCUCUGUCUCUUCAUACACAGAAUCUUCAGCGAAAUCCCCACCACUAACAAGCAUCACUGACUCAUCAUCUUAUACAAGUGCUUUGCCCUUAGUGGUAACGUCUGAAACAGGAAAACCCAGCUCUAGAACAGUAUCAUGGCAAACAACAGGUUUAGCAAUGGAAACUGAGACAACCUUUAUCUCUUCAUCCAUAGACACUUCACCUACAGAAACAUCCAUACCACUAAAAAGCACCCCUACCUUAUCAUUGUCCACUAAAAGUUAA
Xenopus laevis (African clawed frog) is the source of this 703-nucleotide messenger RNA. Its product is annotated as flocculation protein FLO11-like. The record is from RefSeq and is a predicted model, not a curated record. The transcript has 2 exons. Lineage: Eukaryota; Metazoa; Chordata; Amphibia; Anura; Pipidae. Bases 5 to 703 code for a protein of 232 amino acids.